Ustilaginoidea virens is the source of this 681-nucleotide messenger RNA. RefSeq lists its product as uncharacterized. Lineage: Eukaryota; Fungi; Ascomycota; Sordariomycetes; Hypocreales; Clavicipitaceae. The transcript has 2 exons. The coding region runs from base 1 to 681 and encodes 226 amino acids. Gene Ontology annotation, molecular function: acyltransferase activity, transferring groups other than amino-acyl groups. The record is from RefSeq and is a predicted model, not a curated record.
AUGCCGCUUCGAUUAUCGCGAGUCACGUCAACAACCGACUUUGAGGAAAUCACCCGAGUCCAGUUCCUCGCCUACCGCGAUCCAUGGAUCCCCCUCCUUCAACUAUUCUUUCCUGUGGCAGACUCCUCACCCGACGCGUACGAGGCAGCCAUCAAGGAUGCCACUCGUCGGAUAACAGAAUGGCACCAGUCUGACCCAACCAGUACGUGGCUCAAGGUGACGGACGACGCUACUGGCCGCAUCGCCGGCGCCGCCUGCUGGCACAUGUACGACCAUGACCCCUACACGACCUACCCCGACAUAGACUGCUACUGGUGGCCCAAGGGUGAAGACCGGAAAGUGGCCAACGCCCUCAUGCUUCUAGAUAAUUGCUUUACGCAUCCCGAGUUCCGAAGACGCGGCGUAGCCACGUUGCUGAUUGAUUGGGGCAUCCGGCAGGCUGAUGCCCAGGGCCUGGGGACAUACGUUGAUGCUUCCGACAUGGGUUUGCAAUUUUACCGUCGCCGCUGGGGAUUUGUCGCGGACGAGCAGAGGGAGCUUACCAUGGCUGGCUUGCCUGUGACGCCGCGCAGGGUGGAAUUGGGAAAACAGCUCUUGCCGAGCGGGUGGUGGCCCUGUUACCGGCCAGUGGGAGGCAAGUAUGAGCCGGAAAGGGAUGCAUUGCCUUGGGACAAGACGUGA